AUGUCUCUUAUAUAUCACCCACUCACUCAUUCAACAAAACACUCAAAAGCAAACACUAUGGAUAAGACAAGAAGAACAGUGCUUUUCUCGCUCUUGGUAGUUUUCACGCUCCUCACGACCGUGUUAUCGAAACAUCUCUGUAACCAAGAUGACAAAAAAGCCCUCCUCAAUAUAAAAAAAAUCCCUAAACAACCCUUAUCACCUUGCCUCGUGGCACCUCAAAAGCGACUGCUGCUCUUGUGCGGUGACGCCACCGUUAACCACCGCGUCAUCUCUCUGACCAUAUUUACCGGUGAAAUCUCUGGUCAGAUUCCCCAUGAAGUCGGCGACUUCCCGUAUCUUCAGAAGCUUAUCUUCCGCAAACUCUCUAACCUCACCGGUGAAAUCCCACCCACCAUCACCAAACUCAAGCAUCUCCAUUUUCUCUGGCUUAGGUGGACAAAUCUUACCAGUCCGGUUCGUGCAUUUCUGAGUCAGCUCAAGAAUCUCCACUACUUAAACCUUUCCUUCAAUGAGCUCUUUGGUUCUAUACCAAGUUCCCUUUCUUUGUUACCUAAACUCGACUAUAUUGAUCUUAGUAGGAACAAGCUUACAGGUCUAAUACCAGAGUCAUUUGGGUCGUUUAUAAGACAAGUUCCUGACCUUUUCCUAUCGCACAACCAGCUCUCCGGGAAUAUUUUGGUUCAGUGGACCGAAACUCCUCUUCAGUCCUUCGAUGUUAGCUACAACAGACUGUGUGGACGUAUCCCAAGUGGAGGGAAUUUUCAGAAAUUUGAUUAUUUUUCCUAUAUCCACAACAAGUGUUUGUGCGGUGCACCUCUUGAUAGUUGCAAGUAA
Messenger RNA from Thlaspi arvense, 837 nucleotides. The record is from the annotation of a GenBank genome assembly. Lineage: Eukaryota; Viridiplantae; Streptophyta; Magnoliopsida; Brassicales; Brassicaceae.